ACAGUUCCCGGCCAACAAGCGUCUCGUGUCCGAGUCCAAAUCCAAAUCCAAAUCUAAAUCCAAAUCGAAAUCAGUAAUCGGUCAGCGGUCUAUGAGUGAUUCGCCGCCGUGGAGAAGAAUGGGUUUCAAGCACGCCAUGCUGCAGCGCAGUUACGAACUGUCGCCCUCGCCGGCGCGCAUUUCGCCCACCAAUGGAGUCCAGGCGGUGGGAGCCCAGCCACCGGUGCAGGUCACCGACUUUAGUAUCAGUAAAAUCCUGGGCAAGGAGCGCAAACCUGCUCCGGAUGCGAGCACGAACAUACUGGAUCUCUCCAAGAGUGGCGGCAGUGUUAGGGUUACCCAGCCUGGACCAGGAUUAACCAUGCCAUCAUCCCCUUACGGAGCAGGAGCAGGAGCAGGGGGCUACUCCAUGCUGCCGCCCGAUCUGGUGGCCAUGGCCAAUGCCACCAAGUUCUAUGCCCAGUUCUUCCCGCAUCUAUUGCCCGCCUAUGCGGCUGCUGCGGCAGCUGCAGGAUUGAGUACACCACCCACAUCGCCCUACUCACAGCAUCCCCAGAAUCUGCCCACCCAGAAGCGCUUCUUUGCCCCCUACGUGAUCAAUGGCCAGGCGGCGGGGCAACGUCCGAGGAGCACCGCCUGCACUCGUCCGGAUUGCCUGGAGUGCCUGGAUUACUACCAAAGAUUGCAGGCUGGUGGCUACAAGCAGGCCACGCCCCUCAUUUCACCCGCCGCCUCCUCCGUGAGCAGUUCCAGUGGAUCCGUGCGACCCGUCAGGGAUCUGAUCAUGAGUGCCGCUGGUGGAGCCACUGCCACAGCCGCCGGCACCAACAUCUCACUGACCACCGUCACCAAUCUGAGUUUCAAUGCGGUGCAGUCAACUGCCGUCGGAAUGGUGCCCAAGAUGCCGGUGGGACUGGUGGCCACUGCCGUCGGCAGUGGUGGUAGUGGAGCCAUCGGUGGCAUCGCUGGCUACAAUCCAGCGGCCAACGAGGAGAUCAGCUACAAGUGCAGGAUAUGCGAGAAGGUCUUCGGAUGCUCCGAAACUCUGCAGGCUCACGAAAAGACGCACAAAUCGCCGCGGUACGAGUGUGCGGAUUGCGGAAAGGGCUUCUCUCAGCUAAGGAACUACAAGUACCACCUGUCCGUUCACCGGGGAACCAAGGAAUUCGCCGCCGAGUGUCCCGAAUGUGGCAAGACCUUCAACGACAAGGGCUACCUCAGUAGCCACUUGAAGAUCCACAGGAAUCGGAAGGAGUACGAGUGUCCGUAUUGUCCAAAGUCGUUUAACCAGCGAGUGGCCUUCAAUAUGCAUGUCCGCAUUCACACAGGGGUAAAACCGCACAAAUGCAACGAGUGCGGAAAGAGAUUUUCGAGGAAAAUGCUGCUGAAACAGCACAUGCGAACACACAGUGGCGAGAAACCGUAUCAGUGCUCCGUAUGUGGCAAGUCCUUUGCCGAUCGCAGCAACAUGACCCUGCACCACCGUCUGCAUUCGGGCAUCAAGCCUUUUAGUUGCCCCCUCUGCCCCAAGGCCUUCACCAAGAAGCACCACCUGAAGACGCACCUCAAUUACCACACCGGCUGCAAACCGUAUGUCUGUCCACAUCCGAAUUGCAAUCAGGCCUUCACGCAGUCGAGCAACAUGCGAACCCACGCCAAAAAGUGCCAGUAUCGUCCUUUGGAUGGAGUCGCCUCCUCAACUCUUCCACCGGCGGGAAAGGGUCCUCAACAGAUGGCCAUGGCCAUGGCUCCAACAUUCGCGAUGCCACCACCACCUGGUCCUCUUCCACCUGGACCACCUCCGCCCACUCAGCAAACCCUUUUCAGCAAUCUCAGGACAUUCUGAAUCGAUGGAGGGAUCGCAACCGAGAGCAGUAUCAACCAAAAUUGUAGCACUUACCAAGUAUAGUUCUUCCAUUGUUAUUAUUCAUUUUAGGAUUUAUAUAAAGCAUAUUUAAGUCAGAUUCUGUUUAAUAGAAAAGUUUAUAAGGAACAUAUAUUUAAAUAGUGAAAACUUUACAAGCUCAGUCAAAUACUAAUUGCACUGAAGUAUCUUAAAACUUUUAUUUUUAUGUGUCAAAAAAUCCAUCUAAAGUUUAAAUAAAAAAAAAGUGUAUUAGAAGUUUGAUCUUGACAGAACUCAAUAAAAUAAAAAUUGUCCAUAUACCAGAACCAAAAUAAAAUUGCCAAUAAAUGCCUUUUUUAAACUUAACUAUGUCGUGUCAUUUUAGAUAAAGAUUUUUCGCCUUAAAUUACCGAAAAUUUUCCUUCAUAUUAUU
This is a messenger RNA of Drosophila rhopaloa, 2279 nucleotides long. Its product is annotated as zinc finger protein 362. The transcript has 2 exons. NCBI's taxonomy places the organism in Eukaryota, Metazoa, Arthropoda, Insecta, Diptera, Drosophilidae. The coding region runs from base 92 to 1846 and encodes 584 amino acids. The record is from RefSeq and is a predicted model, not a curated record.